This is a messenger RNA of Mytilinidion resinicola, 825 nucleotides long. RefSeq lists its product as uncharacterized. The coding region runs from base 1 to 825 and encodes 274 amino acids. The record is from RefSeq and is a predicted model, not a curated record. NCBI's taxonomy places the organism in Eukaryota, Fungi, Ascomycota, Dothideomycetes, Mytilinidiales, Mytilinidiaceae. The transcript has 2 exons.
AUGGCGUCCACCUCGUACACCCCAACCACCCUCACCCCCGCAGAAGCCGCCACCGCCCUCCACCGCUUCCACGCAGCGACCGGCAUCCCCCCCACCAUCCUCACAGACCUCCUGCGCGAGUCCAAAGGCGGCAACCCGAACUGGGACAACUUCAUCACCCACUGGGCCGCCUACCCUUUCACGCGCGGCACCGUCGGCCUGCCCUUCGCCUGCCCCGAGGACGCCCCCAACCUCGUCAAGCUCUACCUCGCCGUCGCCUGGAUCCUGUUCCGCGAGGAGAUCGGCAUCAACCAGGGCCUCCAGAGCCGCGCACGUGCGGCGAAGGAGCGGGUGCAGGACGACUGCUACUUGCGGUACCAGAACGUCGUGGGCGGGAAGGAGAGGGUCACGUGGCUGCAGGCCCCCGCGGCGGAGCCGAAGCGCACGACACCGAAGAAGCGGACGACGAGGGCGGCGAGGGGGGCCGAGGUGGAGGAGGAGGAGGAGGAGGAGGAGGAGGAGGUGGAGCAUGAGUGGAACAAGGCGGUAGGAGUGGAGAUCUCGAGGCUGAGGGCCGCGUUGGAGGUGCCGGCGGAUGUGGUGUGCCGUUGGGAGCAGAAGAAGCUGGAGGUCAGACUGGCGGGCAUUUGCCAGUCCUUGGUGGAUCUGAGGGACCGCAAUGCCGAGUUUCGAGAGAUUGAGCAGAACGGGUGGGUUGGCAUCAAGGAGGCCAACUUGGGUACUAGUGGCUUCGCGGAGGGCGAGGAGGCGGUCGAAGAGGAGACAGAGGGAGGAGACGAGGAGGGUGGCCACGGAGAGGGCCAGGGUGGCGAAGGAGAGGCUUGA